CUGUGGACGAAUCGAUAAAACGAGAAUGGUUAAGGUUAAUAGGGUAAAAGUAUCUCGUGUGACCAAUGAUGCAAUUGUGUUGAGGUUAAGAGCGAUAUUCAACAGUGUUUUUGCAACAUUUAAAAUUUAAAUUACUUAACGAUUAAACUAAUUAAUAUUCAGAUAAGAUGAACUUUAAGUAGGGAUAUUAUUACCUACUGUGAUAUAUUGGGUAUCAGUGUGAAAGUCAACAAAUUUAGAACCAAACAUGAAUCGCCCUAUGGAAAUUAAUAUAUGGGGAGGUGACUGGGGGCUUCCUUCAGUUGAUAUAUAUUGUCUAGAAGUUAUGGCAUAUGCAAAGUUUUCAGGAGUUCCUUUACAAACAUGUGUGACCAACAACCCAUUUUGGACGCCAAAUGGAAGGUUACCAGUCUUCAAACAUGGUAAACAAGUUUUGAGUAGUUUGCCUGAAAUUUCAGCAUAUCUAAAGCAAAAGAAUUUUAGUGCUGAUUUUGGUCUAACUCAGAAACAAUGUGCAGAUGCAGCAGCAUAUACUCAACUUCUCAAAGAAAAGUUACAUCUUGCCCUUCAAUAUGUAUGGUGGCUAGAUACAAAGAAUUACACAGAACUGAUCCGACCAUGGUAUGCAAAAGCCCUUCCUUUCCCAUACAACUACUAUUACCCAGGAAAGUAUGAACAGGAAGCAAAGAAGCAUCUGGAAGCUUUAUAUGAUCAAGAUGAUGACCCACUGACCAUUGAAUCUUCGGUAUAUGGUGAGGCUGAAAAAUGCCUUACUGUUCUUUCAGUACGGCUUGGAGAUCAAGAAUUCUUUUUUGGUUCUCACCCUACAUCGUUAGAUGCAACUGUUUAUGCGUUCCUUGCACCUCUUCUUAAGGUGCCAUUCCCAUCACCAGCACUUCAAAACUACCUCAAGGCAUGCACAAAUCUAGUCAAAUUUGUGGUUCGCAUUACACAACGAUACUUUCCUUAUGCAAUCCAAGAAUAUGAAGCAAAAAAGUCUGCAGAAAGUGGUGCUCAAGGGAAAUCAGAUCCAGAAUCAGAUUUUCCUAAUCGUAGAAGAUAUCAAAUAGUUGCUGGUAUAUUUGCAACUGCAGCUAUGACAGGCUAUGCUCUGUCCACUGGAUUAGUUCAGAUGUCAACAAAAGAUGAAGUCAGUGAAAAUUCUGCUGACUAUAAAGACUUAUUUCAGGCUGCAGAAAAUACUGAAGACUAGAAGGAAACAUGAAUCCUUGCAGCUGAAAGUGUUCAAAUUUGGGUUAUGUGAAAGACAGGGUUUAUGCCACCCCGACAUGCGUUGUUGCUGAACUCCGCAGAGAAAUUACGGAUGUCAUCCAAACCAUCAUAUCUGACAUGCUGAACAAGACAGGCUGAAAUCAAGUAUAGCUUAGAUAUCCUGAGAGCUACUAAUGAAGCUCAUUUGGAAGUGUACUAAGUAAAACUUUUUCAGUUACUCUAUAGACUGCUGCAAACCAUGCGCCUCCAUCAGUCACAGAUCCCUCCCAAAGUAAUCUGUUAAUGGGGGAGAGUUCAUGUGGACACUGUAUAUUUAUGAACUUCAAGACUCACAUUCUUAUUUAAAAAAAGGUAUAUGCUUGGUCAUCUAUGAUUUAAGAAGAACCUGUGAUGCUAUAUGAAACAACACAGUACAAUAAUUUUACUGCUGUC
Messenger RNA from Zootermopsis nevadensis, 1665 nucleotides. Its product is annotated as metaxin-1. Lineage: Eukaryota; Metazoa; Arthropoda; Insecta; Blattodea; Termopsidae. Gene Ontology annotation, biological process: mitochondrion organization. The record is from RefSeq and is a predicted model, not a curated record. Gene Ontology annotation, cellular component: cytoplasm; SAM complex.